Molecule: messenger RNA, 1428 nt
Organism: Zonotrichia albicollis (white-throated sparrow)
Lineage: Eukaryota; Metazoa; Chordata; Aves; Passeriformes; Passerellidae
Source: RefSeq, a predicted model, not a curated record
ACCCCCCUGACCCUCCCGGUGUUUCCCUCCCCACAGAUGGCCGGAGAAGUGGCGGACAAGAAGGAUCGGGACGCAUCCCCGGUGAAGGAGGAGAGGAAACGUUCCCGCUCUCCGGAACGGGACCGGGAACGGGACCGGGAGCGCAAGGGCUCCCCCCCGGCCAAGGAACGGAAGCGCCACCGAUCCCGGGAGCGCCGCAGGAGCCGAUCCCGAUCCCGGUCCCGCUCCAAGUCCACAGAGAGGGAUCGGCGGCACAAGGAGCGGGACCGGGAGCGCAGCAAGAAGGAGCGGGACAGGGACAAGGAUGGGCACCGGAGGGACAAGGACCGUAAGCGGUCCAGUUUGUCCCCGGGCAGGGGGAAGGACUCCAAGUCUCGGAAGGAUCGAGAGGCAAGGAAAGCAGAGGAAGAGGAGGAAAAUGCCCUGAAGAAGGAGAAGGGCUGCGCGGCCGCCCGGCAGUUGGGAGCCGAGGGUUACCUGGAGUGCUCGGCCUUCACCUCGGAGAAGAGCCGGGAAACCAACGGCACCGAGGAUGAGGAGGGCAGGCAGAAGAUCCGGGAGGAGAAGGACAAGAGCAAAGAGCUCCACGCCAUCAAGGAGCGGUACCUGGGCGGGGUGAAGAAGCGGCGGCGCACGCGGCACCUCAACGACCGCAAGUUCGUGUUCGAGUGGGAUGCAUCAGAGGACACCUCCAUUGACUACAACCCCCUGUACAAGGAGAGGCACCAGGUGCAGCUGCUGGGCCGUGGCUUCAUCGCCGGCAUCGACCUGAAGCAGCAGAAACGGGAGCAGUCGCGCUUCUACGGGGACCUGAUGGAGAAGAGGAGGACGCUGGAGGAGAAGGAGCAGGAGGAGGCGCGCCUGCGGAAGCUGCGCAAGAAGGAGGCCAAGCAGCGCUGGGAUGACCGGCACUGGUCCCAGAAGAAGCUGGACGAGAUGACAGACAGGGACUGGCGCAUCUUCCGUGAGGAUUACAGCAUCACCACCAAGGGGGGCAAGAUCCCAAAUCCCAUCCGCUCCUGGAAGGAUUCCUCCCUGCCCCCCCACAUCCUGGAGGUCAUUGACAAGUGUGGAUACAANUUCUAUCCAGACAACCAUCUCCUGCCAUCCUGCAGCAUCGAGGAAUCAGACCAGGGACCCUACGCCAUCAUCCUGGCCCCCACCCGUGAGCUGGCCCAGCAGAUUGAGGAGGAAACCAUCAAAUUUGGGAAACCCCUGGGCAUCCGCACCGUGGCCGUGAUCGGCGGCAUCUCCCGCGAGGACCAGGGCUUCCGGCUCCGCAUGGGCUGCGAGGUCAGUGCUCAGGGGUCUCUGGUGUUUUGAUGACUCCCAGGUGUUGGAAAAUCUCUUUUUCCCAGCCCUGAGAGUGAAGAAGAAUCCAGUGUUCCUUGGCUUUCCUUCUCGAGGUUGUUUAUUUUUUGUGAUCUU